GCAACGCUGUCUCCACUACAUGUGCGCUGCCUCGCAUUCCCCCCCAGACUCUCUUGGCGCUUUCUUGCGCACAGGAGCAUCUUCGCUCAGCACUACACAGCCGCGCAAGCAAGGUUCCGUGCAACAAGUUCACCGGAGACCUAGCGCGCCGUCACACAGGUUCACUUGCGUUGGCUGGAGCGGAGACUCGACUCGUCUAUCCGUCGCUGUGUGCCACAAGGUCCCUGUACGUGGGGCGCCGCGUCGCAGGCAGGCAGGCGCACACGCACACUCACACUCACACACACACGCACGCACAGAAGAACUGUGUGCCACUAGAUCCGCGACUCCGCGCCAGAUGCAGUUCGCUCCCCGCGGCGCGUGUAGUUAAACGGAGUUCGCGCAGGCAAGAGGAGCAUCAAAGUGUGUGGCAAAAAUGGAGAAAGUGGCGCAGCAGAAGCGUUGGCGCACGACGGCGCUGCACAUUGUCUCGUCUUUGUGUUCCGCGGCGUCCGUCGCCUUUUGCGUCCUCCUGAGCAUUAACGCGGCGGACGUUCGGCACCGGGUCGUGGCUUUGGAGAGUGGGAACGGCGCGCAGACCCUAAUCCGUGCCCCCGGCCACUCCAUGGAUGAUUUUAAUUCGCUGAUUCAACAACGAGUUGACGAGCUUCUCUCGCAGCGCUCCUAUGAAAAUUUUGUGAAGAUUCGGACUGCCAGACAAACGUCACCUGAGUGCAACUGCCCUCCAGGACCUCCAGGAAAGCGCGGAAGAAGAGGCCGCAAUGGAGAUCCUGGACCUCCUGGCCCUCCAGGUCCGAAGGGUGAAAAGGGGGAUCAAGGCGACCAGGGACCACGGAUGGUCUUCCCUAAGAUCAAUCAUGGCUUUCUUUCCGCUGACCAGCAGCUCAUAAAGCGACGGCUCAUUAAGGGAGACCAGGGGCAGGCAGGACCACCUGGCCCCCCAGGGCCACCGGGCCCUCCUGGGCCUAGAGGGCCUCCCGGGGACACAGGCAAAGAUGGGCCCAGAGGCGUUCCUGGUCUACCAGGCGAUCCAGGGCAGCCUGGAGAAGCGGGACUUGUGGGGCCUGAGGGGCCACAGGGGCCGAUGGGUUCUCUCGGGCCUCCUGGUGUUCCAGGUGUUGAUGGACUGAAGGGGGAUCUUGGCAUCCCAGGAUUGGACGGUGUCCCCGGAGCCAAGGGUGAAAUGGGAGAGCAAGGUGAAAAGGGUGAUAUGGGCGAAGAAGGUCCGAAAGGUGAUAUUGGGGAGAAGGGAGAUGCAGGCUCCUCUGCAGCCGGCAUCAAGGGUGAACCUGGAGAGCCUGGACGAAGUGGACAUAAGGGAGAGCCAGGACUUCCAGGGCUGCCUGGACUCCCAGGGAUAAAGGGGGAACCUGGAUUUCUCGGACCCCAGGGAGAGCCUGGACUUCCUGGACUCCCGGGAACUAAGGGUGAGAGAGGCGAGCUCGGGCCACAAGGAAAGGGCGAGCAGGGAGAAACCGGACCUGUUGGACCAAAGGGGUCAGAAGGAGAGGCGGGAACACCUGGUCCGAAAGGGUCGAAGGGGGAGACUGGCGAUAAAGGAGACCUGGGAUCUGGCGGCCCGAGGGGCCCCCCUGGGCAGAAAGGAGACCAAGGGGCCACGGAAAUCAUCGACUACAAUGGAAACAUUCAGGAGGCUUUACAGAAGAUUACCACUAUUACAGUGACGGGUCCUGCUGGGCCACCUGGGCCAAUGGGACCGCAGGGCACAAAGGGGGAUCGCGGUAUGCCUGGUCUGCCUGGACUCGACGGAGAAAGAGGCUACAAAGGUUCAAAAGGAGACAUGGGGAUGCCUGGAGCUUCAGGGGAGAAGGGAACAACUGGUUUACGUGGCAUACCUGGUGUCAAUGGGGUAAAAGGAGAAAAGGGAGAUCUAGGUACACCUGGUCUUCAGGGUCCUUCAAUUAUUGGCCCUCCAGGGCCACUAGGGCCUCAUGGACCACCGGGACCCAUGGGACCCCAUGGUUUCACUGGAGCCAAGGGUGAAGCCGGAUUGCAUGGUGUGAAGGGCAUGCGAGGGGAACCGGGACACAAAGGGGAUCGCGGACCUUUGGGUCUCCCUGGAGCCUCCGGCUUGGACGGCAAGCCCGGAAUUAGGGGCAUGGAUGGGCCUUCAGGUCCAGCCGGUCCUGCUGGGCCAAAGGGUGACAUAGGCGAGAGAGGAGCAUCAGGCGAGCCAGGACCAAGGGGACCUUAUGGACUACCUGGAGCUGCUGGAACACCAGGCUUGGAUGGGUUGCCAGGCUUAAGGGGAGAGAAAGGCGACGUUGGGGAAAGCGGAGAAAAGGGGGAGAAGGGAAAGAAGGGCAAAAAAGGGCCUAAGGGCGAGAAAGGAGAACAGGGUGCCCCUGGAUUAGAUGCACCCUGCCCAUUGGGUCCAGAUGGAUUACCGAUGCCGGGAUGCUGGCAGAAGUGAUCACUUUAACCUGAAACGCAUGGAGUUUGUAAAUAAUGCUUCUUAUAUGGUAUUUAUAGUUUUUUUUGUUUUGUUUUUUAAUGGAAAAAAAUAGACUAAAAAGAAAAGAAGUCUAUGUGUACAAUGACACACAAAAAAAGAUAACCGUCCCAGGUCUCACACCCUGAGCUGCUUCUACUCACAUUGCUGUGUGGAGAGAGAAAACGGUGUGUGCGUCUCUCACAUCCACACCGUGGUUGAGUUCAGAUCCUCGGCUGGCGGCAGAACUUGUCUCUUAAGUCUUUGCAUGGCUAAGACUGGAGCGUCGCAGCCCAGCCAGAUUCGCGGGGGGUGAAAGGAGACGUAGGAGGAGGAGGAAGGAAGGAAGGAAGGAAGGAAGGAAGGAAGGAAGGGGAUCUGGACUGGCUCUCUAACACCAAACGCUAGGUGUUCUGUGUCGUCUCGUCUCAACAAGCUCACCGCCCAUUCACGCAGCAUCGUUUUCUAGAAGACUAAAAGCAAAAAAAAAAAAAGACUACCAAACAGAACAUUGCACCCUUGACCCCCUGCAAAAAGCAUGAGUAGUGUAACUGAAACUAUAUUUAUAUGUAUUGUACAUACAUGUCACUGUUUUGUGAUUGCACCAUGGCUUCUGCAGAAAAGAAAAACGACACUAACCUAAAAGACUAAAAAGCAAACCCAGAGCUCUGAAUUAGUAACUUUAUCUUUAUUUUUUGCUUUCCUUUAAUCUUCCCGAAGGGAGUCACGCCAUGGCUGGUAGCCUGAAAAUCCCCAUAAAGUAAAGCUGUUGGUUGUUGUUGCUUUAUUGUGCCGAGGCCCGCAAGAGGGUCUGAUACAGUAUCAGCAGGUUUUCACUGUUGCACUCGUGGCUCGGCAUCACCGGUGCGGUGCCCGACUGCAGCCACACAUUCUCAGAUGGGAGAUCUUGACAGGCUCACUGCAACCGACGGGGAAAAAACAAAUCAGACUCUCAAGGAUUUGAGAUCGGACAGGUGUGCUCGGGACCCCCCACCCCCACCCCCCUCUCAGUACGGGAAUGGAAAUUUGCAGGAGAGUCUCGUCGAUCCCCUUGGAGAUCCAACUCCCCUCCACGAGCUACGCUUCAGGGUCAAAUGAGAACAUCGACAGAAUGCAAUCAUAUUUUGUUUCUUGAUUUUUUUCUUUUUGCUCUCAUUCUUAAUUCAUUGUGUUUUGUGUAUAGCCUCUGGUGCCUCAAGCUUUUAUUCAUUCCUUUAUCAGAAAUGUACAACUUUAUAUCAUAUUUUUAAUUCAUGGAAUGGUGUUUAUUUCAGAAGGGUAAGCUUUGUUUGGUUGUGAUUAUUGAUAUGAUUGUUUUUUUAACAGGAUGUUGAAAUAGAAUGAAGGUUAUAGCUUCAGCUGAAUAUACAGAAGGAUUGUGUCCAUCUUGACUGUAUAGCGUCCGAUCUCACUCGUGGUUUUGCAGACACUGAUAUUAUUGUGUGUGCGGAACAAAUCCAGCAUCGUAACAAAUGUGCCAUUUGUUCACUCUGGAGUUGUUGUGUAUGGGAUGUUAUUUGUACAGCGUUGUCAAGUUCACUGCAUGUACACAAUUUAUCAAUUGGUGGAUUUCUUAAAUAUUGAAAAUGAGCAUUGCUGUUGAAGAGCUGAACAAGAACGGCUUUGUUUCACGCAGGGUCGGUGAUUCAUUCAGCUCGAACAAAGCAACAGUGGGAUUUAGUUGAACACACAGUCACUGAUGUGUCAGAUUGUGGCAGAUUAUGUUGAAUACACUCAUGUAUUGUCUUAAACAUAUAGAGAAAAACGUGUAAUACAGUGUUAGGAAAUCGUCGGUGUCCGUUUAUGAACCACAAGCUAAAGCGUGGCCAGUUUAUGUCACAUUCCAUAUCAGAUGGAGCAAAAAUAAAUGCAGUAGAUCAGAGCUAAUUUUAUUCUUCCCCACAGUCUGUUCAUCGUUUCACGUUACCUGCAUUCAAUUUACCUUCUGACAUAGUGAGUGCUAUGCAAGGUGACACUCGCAUUACUUCUUUUCUUCAACAUCAGAAAAUAUGCAUGAAUGGUUUACUGUGAGGACAGAUGACUUUUUUCAAAAAACCAACAUUUUGUUGUGAUGUAGCAGCAACCACAGGUGGAUUGGAGAAGAUUGAUGUUUGACUGUACAGUUAAUCUCAUCAUUAUAAGGAAUAGAUGGACAGAUUAUAAUGGUGCUGACUGAGAGUCGGUCUACAACAGAUCAGUUGAUGUGCUCUACCAGUGGCAAGAACUACACAACAGGUUUCUUUAUUGUUGUUGGGGGUUUUAUGUAUGUAACAAUUUUUUUGUGUGCAUAUAUUUGUGUAUUUGUCUCAGUAUUUUAAGUGGUACAUUAUUUAUUUUUUAUCUAUAAUUUCUAAAAUGAAGGCAUUUUUGGUUCUGAACAGCAUUCCUUUCGGUCGUGGGUUUUUUUUGGGCUUCGGAUGUCAGUUUUCGUCGCGUCUCCGUUGACGUGACGGAACUUUUGGAGCACGCUGAGGCACCAUGAAACAGUUACGCAAAAAUGGGACAGUGUGAAGGAUGUAAGUCAUUCACUGAUAACAGGCCUUAGCGUGGAAUACAUCUGCUUUUAUUUAAUUUGGUGCGUCAGAAAGCGAGCCGUAACAACAAGGUACUGAUGGGCCUGAGCGUUGACAGGGCCAGCCAAUGCAACGUAUAUACAGCGUUCAACAUCACAGCUUUUUUUCAUGCUCUCUCUGUCACUAUCUCUCUCUCUCUCUCUCUCUCUCUCUCUCUCUCUCUCUCUCUCUUUGCAUUUGAAUGUAGUUUGAUAUAUGUAUAGUGGAUUAUUAAUGUGCUGUUAUGAAACGUGUGCUCAUUUGACAAUAAGUGCAAUUUAUACUUUGGUUAAUGUGUGUAGCAUCAAAUGCAGCUGACGUAUCACACAGCCGGUGAUCCCUGCAACUCCAUUUGUUCAGUCAUGCUACCCUGUGUACCACUACCUGGAGAGAAAAUGUUAUUUACCAGAGGACAAAGAAACAAAUACAAAUACAUGGACCUUUCAUUAAAUCUCAGUUUAAAUUGGUUGAUUUUUUUUGCUUCAGAACUGUACCUUCACUCAUUUUUUUAAAAGUGUUAUUUCCAGUACUUAAUAUUUUACCAAGUUUUUACAAUGUGUUCAUUUUGGGUUUUGACAUCCAGCCUCUGUUACAGUAUUUGUUCUCACAAGGUGCUGUAUCUUUAGCAUGUGCAGCUAAUUGUUUUUUUUAAUUGAAAUGUCUUUAUUUGGUUGAUUUUUUGUUGUUGUUUGAUUGUUGUUGUUUCCUCACUGAAGAUUCAUAUCUACAUUAUGAUUCUGCAGAUUUAGUGCCAAAAUAUUUCAAAUAUUCAUUUCCAUGUCAGUAUUGGCGGAGCUCCAACACGACUCACUGAUUCUCCACAUCUGGGUAUUUGUCAUUGUAACAGAGUAACAAGCUCCCAGUCAUGUUUUCCCCCGAAAGGAAGAUUAGCAUUCACUCGUAAACCACACUUUACUCCUCAGAACCUUUCAAAAUAAAAGGGCGUUGGUUUAGGGUAAUUGACUAAUUCACAUUCACAGUAUUCCUGUGCAUUUUUAUGAAAAACAGCAUUGGUCUCUUUAGCGUAAUCGGAUCCCCUUACCCCUUCUGUACCUUCCAAUGACCUGCAGCCUUACUGAAGAAACUAUAUUGACACCUACUCUCCAAAAUAAAAACCCAGUUGUGUUACAAAAGCAAAAAAAGCAUUGCAAAAUCCACUUUGAGGCUUCUGCUUUGUUACAACUUCGUUUUUGGGGUUUGCCGGAUAUGUUUUUUUGUUUUUGUUCGGCAUUUGAGUUGUUGAUUUAAAAAAUUUUACCCACUUGAUUGACAUUUCUUUGAUGAGCCUUGUUCACACUAUUAUAUUUCAACAUGACAUUUCAUAUGACUGUACUGUUGGAGCCAAAUAAAUGCAGUCUUUAAAAUACAUCAUA
Scophthalmus maximus (turbot) is the source of this 6377-nucleotide messenger RNA. Its product is annotated as collagen alpha-1(XXV) chain. The transcript has 38 exons. The record is from RefSeq and is a predicted model, not a curated record. The coding region runs from base 416 to 2434 and encodes 672 amino acids. NCBI's taxonomy places the organism in Eukaryota, Metazoa, Chordata, Actinopteri, Pleuronectiformes, Scophthalmidae.